AUGGCAGAAGAAGAAACUGUUAAAAUUGAUGAAGUAAUCAACGAAAAAGAAAGAAAGAAAUUAGAAAAGAAAAAGAAAAGGGAAGAAGAAGAAAGGGCUAAGCUUGAAAUGAUGACUGAAGAGGAAAAAAUCGCUUACAAUAAGAAAAUGGAAAAAAUUAAACAACAAGAAGAACGUGCUGAAUCUAAACAACACCAGGAACAUAAAAAACAACAACACAAAGUUAUAAGUGAAGAAGGACCUAAAAAAGUUAAAAAAUCAAAACCACAACCACCACCCACAGCUUUCCAAUUACAUAAAGCUGAUACUGAAUUAGGAAACAAACCAUGGAAAGAAUUAUCUGUUGAACAAAAACAAAAAUUCUUAACAAUGGAAAAAGAAAAAAAAGCAGAGUAUGAUGAAGCAAUGAAAGAGUAUCAAGAAACUCAAGAAGUCUUGAACAGAGCAGCUGAAAAGAAAAAAGCAAAAAAGGUAGUAAAGUCAAAAAAAGGAAAAAAAGAUGAAGAAAGUAGUGAUGAAGAAAGUGAAGAAGAAGAAAAAAAACAACCAAUCAAUAAAGAAACGAAAAAAGCAGUUAAAAAAACUACUAAAAAGAAAAAUAAAAAGGGAAAGAAAAGAGAGGAAGAAGAUGAUAGUGAUGAUGAUAAAUAUGAGUUAGGUAAAUUAAAUGAAACAAUUCCUGAACCAAAAAAGAAAGGUAAAAUUGUUGAAAUUAGUGAUAUUCCUAAAAAGAAAGGAGGAAAGGGAUCAGUCGAUGAUGACUUCAUGGCUGCCUAUCUUGGAAUGCAGCAUAAUAGAAUUGGAGGAGAAGGUGUUAUUGAUCUUGAUGAAUUGAUUAGAAAAACUGAAGAAGACCAAAAAGCUGAUGAAGAAGCAGUAAUUACUAAAACAGAAAAAGUAGAAAAGAAAGAGAAAAAGAAAGAAAAGAAAGUUACAAAAAGAAAGAAAGUUGAGAUGAUGGAUUUCUCUUCUGUUGCAAAGAAGUAG
Messenger RNA from Entamoeba dispar SAW760, 987 nucleotides. RefSeq names its product cylicin-2, putative. NCBI's taxonomy places the organism in Eukaryota, Evosea, Mastigamoebida, Endamoebidae. The coding region runs from base 1 to 987 and encodes 328 amino acids. The transcript has a single exon. The record is from RefSeq and is a predicted model, not a curated record.